AUGGCGAGCAGAACCAACCCACUUCUCUCAUGCCUGCCUUACAUUUUCACCUGGAGAAGAUUCGGAUUCCGUACAAUUUGCAGUGGUCGUCUCGGUUUUGCCCCGUCGACUUCUCCGUCGGCGUCACCCGCGGAUUCCGAAGGUGCACCCUCUGGAGAGCCUGGAGUGAAAGUCCUCGAAACUUUUAGAGAAGAGUUCGAGAUCGGAUCAAAACAAAUUACGCUAGAAACGGGGAAGAUUGCUCGGUUCGCCAACGGUGCAGUCGUUUUAGCCAUGGAAGAGACCAAAGUAUUAUCCACCGUCACUUCGGCUAAAGGCGAUGCUGUUCGUGAUUUCUUGCCUCUCACUGUGGAUUAUCAAGAGAAGCAGUUCGCUCAGGGUGUGAUCCCAACCACCUUCAUGCGGAGGGAGGGUGCUCCAAAAGAACGUGAACUUUUAUGUGGUCGUCUCAUUGAUCGACCUAUACGACCACUUUUUCCUGCUGGAUUUUACCAUGAGGUCCAGGUAAUGGCAACUGUCCUUUCUUCUGACGGGAAACAAGAUCCAGAUGUAAUGGCUGCUAACGCGACAUCCACUGCUCUUAUGUUAUCAGACAUACCUUGGGCUGGCCCGAUUGGAGUGAUACGUAUUGGCAGGAUUUGUGGGCAAUUUAUCGUUAAUCCAAGUAUGGAUGAGCUUAGCUUAAGUGAUCUUAACUUGGUAUAUGCCUGCACAAAGGAUAAAACUUUGAUGAUAGAUGUGCAAGCCCGUGAGAUUUCGGAAAGAGAUCUCAAGGCUGCAUUACAAUUGGCUCAUCCUGAGGCAGUUAAAUACCUUGAGCCUCAAAUCAGACUGGCAGCCAAAGUUGGUAAACAGAAGAAGGAAUAUAAACUGUCUGUGACGUCAGAGAAAACCUUUGAAAAAAUCAAAAGUCUAGCCGAAGCUCCUAUUGAAGCUGUUUUUACAGAUCCCACGUAUGGCAAGUUUGAACGUGGAGAGGCCCUAGACAAGAUUACCCAAGAUGUAAAAAGAGCACUUGAGGAAGAAUGUGAUGAAGAAAGCUUAAAAGUUUUAUCUAAGACAGUUGACACAGUGAGGAAAGAGGUUGUUCGCAGGAGAAUCAUUGCUGAAGGACUUCGAGUAGAUGGGAGACGUCUUGAUGAGGUUAGGCCUCUGUAUUGUGAAGCCGGUAAUUUACCUGUAUUGCAUGGAUCAUCACUCUUUUCACGAGGGGAUACUCAGGUUCUUUGUACUGUUACCCUUGGAGCACCUGGAGAUGCUCAACGUUUGGAUUCCCUGGUUGGUCCCCCAACAAAGCGCUUCAUGCUUCACUAUAGUUUUCCACCAUUUUGCAUUAAUGAAGUUGGUAAGCGAGGUGGCUUGAAUAGGCGUGAAGUUGGGCAUGGCACUCUUGCUGAGAAAGCUUUGCUUGCUGUAUUACCACCGGAAGAUGACUUUCCAUAUACAGUCCGUAUCAAUUCAGAAGUCAUGUCUUCUGAUGGUUCAACUUCAAUGGCAACUGUCUGUGGAGGCAGUAUGGCUUUGAUGGAUGCGGGAAUUCCUUUAAGAGAACAUGUAGCGGGAAUGUCGGUGGGCCUUAUUAGUGAUGUUGACCCAUCAACCGGCACAAUCAAGGAUUAUCGUAUUGUAACUGAUAUUUUGGGCCUGGAAGAUCAUCUGGGGGAUAUGGACUUUAAAAUUGCAGGCACACGAAAUGGGAUAACAGCAAUUCAAUUGGAUAUAAAACCCGCUGGAAUUCCUUUAGAUAUUAUUUGUGAGUGUUUAGAACCUGCACUUAAAGGGCGGCUUCAAAUCCUUGAACAUAUGGAGCGAGAGAUCAAUGCACCGCGUACUCAGGAUGACAAGAACUCUCCUCGGUUAGCCACCUUGAAGUAUAGUAAUGAUUCUCUUCGUCAUUUGAUUGGUCCUCUUGGUGCUUUAAAGAGAAAAAUUGAAGAAGAAACAGGUGCACGGAUCUCUGUGAGUGAUGGAACCCUUACGAUAGUUGCUAAGAAUCAAUCUGUCAUGGAAAAAGUACAAGAAAAGGUUGAUUUUAUAGUUGGGCGUGAGAUUGAAAUUGGAGGGAUUUAUAAAGGGGUUGUAACUUCAGUCAAAGAAUAUGGUGCCUUUGUGGAGUUCAAUGGUGGCCAACCAGGGCUCUUACACAUUUCUGAAUUGUCCCAUGAACCGGUAUCCCGGGUUUCAGACAUGGUAGCUGUUGGGCAGCAACUUUCUCUAAUGUGCAUAGGACAAGACGUUCGUGGUAACAUUAAGUUAUCUCUUAAAGCUACUUUACCUCGACUAGUAUCAGAGACAAACAACGUGCUUGGGGGAUCUGUGGAUUCCAAAAAUCAUGUACCUAAUGUUUGGGAAACUGUUGGUGAUGUGCCUGACGAGCAGGAAAAACAAAAGAAUGUGGUGGACGAUUUGCCAGUGGAUAAACAUGACACUAGUGGGGCAAGCUCUUCUUCUUCAACACCGGCAGUUCUGAUUCGAAGUGCUGCAGAGUGCGAUGAGGAGGAAAAAUCUGCUGGUUUAAAUCUGAAUUUUAGAAGUAGCUCUAGAUCCCUAAGCACUUCGAAGUCUGACUCGAAUCACAAGUCAAAAGCAUCCCCAUCUCAAAAAAAUGUGCUUGACUCACCAUUUGCCGAUUCUGAUAUUUUUUCAUCCAGAAAUGCCAAGUCGUCAAAAUCAUUUUCGCCAAAGGAAAAAGAGAGAGAAUCCAAUACUAACUUUGUAGGUGAUGAUGAAGAUGAGAAUGAAUGCAACUCUUCAUCCGCAACUCGUUCGCGGAAUGAUUUAAAUGAUAGGGAACAUGCAGUUGAGGCUCCCAUGAAUGCGAAAAAGCUAAAGCUUGGAAUGCAGGUAACAGCUAAGGUUCAUCAAAUUCGUGCACGUGGGUUAGUUCUUGACUUGGGUGGUGGAAUUCGUGGAAUGUACCGGUUUGAGACUAGUGGCAAGAGGGACUUUGAGAUAGGAGACGAGGUGCAAGUCAUGUGUUCAAGUUUUUCUACCAAGGGGAUUCCAGUGAUGUCCAUGGUGGAAAAUGAGUAGUGUUUUAUUUGCUAUUGGUGCCUCAGACAUACAAUGCAAGGAUGAUGGAUGGCAACUGGAAUGAAAAUUGGCAAGAAAGUAUACCGUGUAUCAACAGCACAGAGAUGCUAAUAUAUGGGCUCAAUUAUGCCGCAAAUUUUGCAUGGAUUGGAGCAUGCGCUGUUUCAUAUGAUGUGAAGGACUCUGUAGCUUUGGUUUGAGCAAAGCAUUCGGGGGGAUGGCUAAUCUACGUUUAGCAUCACGAUGCUCGGGUCUCAUUCAAAGGUUAGUCUAGAAGAGCCUGCUAAAUUUUAUUUACAAGCCAACUUUCACAAUUUUGUUUAGGUUGGUGUCUUUGCCAUGCAAGUUCAUGGUAAAUUUUGACUCUUAUUGGUUCUUGGUUAGUAAUUGUAGCAAUCGACCUUAUAUGAGAAAGUAGUUUUUCUUUCUGGUGCAUCAGAGAAAUGAAAUGUAAAUAUGAUUUUUGGCAGUGAUGAUGGUCUGGGACCUUUAAAGCUGGUUUUGUUG
Messenger RNA from Ilex paraguariensis (yerba mate), 3540 nucleotides. The record is from the annotation of a GenBank genome assembly. NCBI's taxonomy places the organism in Eukaryota, Viridiplantae, Streptophyta, Magnoliopsida, Aquifoliales, Aquifoliaceae.